AUGGCUUCCGAGCAGCAGCGACCUCGAACCUCCACCGAUUCCAAUCCCGCCAGUAAUGUCGCAGCAACUUCAAAUGGCGAGGCGCGAAAUUCUACGGAUGAAGCCGCUGCCGGCGGGGCGUCAUCCCAGACGAGCGCAUUCCAGGCUGCAAUCAGCGCCUGGAGAAGUAUUGAUCUGACGCACCUACAAAAGUCACUCGACGCGACCGCCGGCGACAUCGUAAACGGCCAACGGGAGAGCUUAGUGGAACGCAAGGAGCUCGCGCAGAAGACGAAGGAGUACCGGAAGCUUGACGACGAGCAGAAGAAGGAGGAAUGGAAGGGACUACUGAAGUCGUACCAGAUCUUCAUCGACCAUCUAACGACGUCGAAGAAAGCUACCGAGACCUCAUUCCUGGCGUUAUAUUCUACCCUCGCGGAGGCGCCAGAUCCAUACCCGCUUCUAGAAGCGACGAUCGACUCGCUCGUGAACUUCUCGGAUGUGCAGGCCAUGACGAAAGAUAAUGCCUCCCUCAAAGCCACCGUAAACCGCCUUUCGAACCAGAUCACCAAUCUGGAAGCAUCUCUCGCUGCCAAGAACAAGGAGCUAGAACGGAAGGAGAAGGAGAAGGGGGAAGAGUCGCAAAGGGUGGAGAAGGUGUGGAAGGGCGUGUUGGACGAGAAGACACGAAACUGGGAGGGCAAGGAGAAGGCUUUGACCGAAAAGCUCGAGCACCAGGAAACUGUGCUUAAGGAGAUCAAAGCCAGCUUCGAGGUUGCGCAAAGGAUGGGACCAACCAAUCUAGGCACUGAGGACGGCUUGCUGGGCAAGGAGCGGUCCGCCGAAUUGGAGAUUGUGAAUCGGGACCUCGAACGCACGACACUGCGCCUGGCCGAGGCAGAGGGAAGGAACGAGCAGCUGCGACUGGAACUUGCAAAAGCAUCCAGCCAGGGCAACUCUGGGCCGGCCCAGGCAGUCGCCGAGGACGAUUCUACCAUCCUGCGUCUGCAACACGAAAGCGCCAACCUCCUCCGCAAAGUCAACAACGCCAAAUCCGACCUCGAGGCACAGAAGAAGGAGGCGGAGCGCAAAGUUCGCACGCUGGAACGCACUAUCGACGGCUUAGAAAAGGACAAGGACAUACUUCGGGAAAAGGUGUCCAAGUGGUCCGACUAUGAAGACGUCAAGCGCGAGCUCGAGAUCCUGAAAUCGAUCGAGUUCUCCACCGGUGACGAAGACGAUGAUGUUCUCGAUUUCUCGGCCCCCGCCGAAACCUCCCCCCACGACAACAAGAAGGAAACACUAGAACAGCUCCUCUUAGCGCGAAACAAGAAGCUAGGUAACGAGCUCACCGUCCUCCGCGUCUCCCACCAAGACCUCACUAGCCGCCUCCAAACCCUUCAACAAACCCUCGACGCCAUCACAGCGGACUUCUCCACCUCCCGCGCGCUCAACCAAAAGCUAGAGAAUGACCUGCUCAAGCUGCAGGACAGCCACCACCAACCCUCCUCCGCCCUCUCGGUAGCAGGAACCUACGUCUCCCGCUACCCGCAAUCCUCGAUCGCACGGGGCUCCCGCCCCUCCCCCACCUCCUCCAUAAUCGGCUCCCAAUUCGACUCCCUCCGCACCGCCAACGACAGCACACCCACGCCCAACGCUGGGAUCCUCCCCAUGAUCACCGCGCAGCGCGACCGCUUCAAGACCAAAAACGUCGAACUCGAGCACGCGCUAGCACAAGCGCACACCAACAUCGCCAAUCUGCGCGACGAAGUCGCCAACCUGCGAAAGGACAAUCUACAGCUGUACGAGAAGACGCGGUACGUGUCGUCGUACGCCCGCGCACCGCCCACGAACACGGCGACUGCCACCUCCGGCUUCGCGCCGAACGGCGGCAGCGGAGCAAGCAUCGACCGCUACAGACAGGCAUAUGAAGCUAGAAUCUCGCCGUUCGAGGCGUUCCGUGGCCGCGAGAGCGCCCGCGCUUACCACCGCAUGAGGGUGCCCGAACGUGUCAUUUAUAGCUUUACCAGGGUCAUCCUCGCAAAUAGGGUCAGCAGGAACCUCUUCGCGGCCUACUGCCUGCUGCUACAUGUCCUCAUCGUUAGUAUGCUGUAUUGGGCCGGCAUCGGCGAGACCACCGGCGCGGCUACGGCGGGGUUGGGCGUGGGUGCGGUUGGCAUGGCCGCUGCGGCGCCGGGCGGGAAGGAGUGGACGCAGGAGGGGUUUGAUGGACGGUUGUAG
Molecule: messenger RNA, 2220 nt
Organism: Tricharina praecox
Lineage: Eukaryota; Fungi; Ascomycota; Pezizomycetes; Pezizales; Pyronemataceae
Product: CASP C terminal-domain-containing protein
Exons: 3
Coding region: 1-2220 (739 amino acids)
Biological process (GO): intra-Golgi vesicle-mediated transport
Cellular component (GO): Golgi membrane
Source: RefSeq, a predicted model, not a curated record